CCACUCUACGACUCGAGACCAAACAUCGAGAAACCCCCCGACUCCAUUGUAGACGACCUGAGUGGAUGCGUUGACACACUCCAAAUUGGGGAAGAUUGCCACUCUACGGCUCGAGAUGAAACAUCGAGGAAACCCUCAACUCCCUUGUAGACAACCUGAGCGAAAUCACUGACAGGCUCCAAAAGAUUGGGGAAAGGUACCACUCUACAGCUCGAGACCAAACAUCGAGGACCCCCCUCGACUCCCUUGUAGACGACCUGAGCAGGUUCGUUGAUGCUCUCCGAGCUGUUAGGCGAAUCAUCAAACAUCAGUCUACACCAUUUCUGCCAUGUGAGGAUCAAAGAUGGGUGGGAAUCUAUGACUACGGAUGAAAAAUUAACCGCUCUCUUCAAAACGCCGGAAGAGAAACUCUGGGAGUUCGCUCGCGUGAUAUCGAAAUACGUACAAACCCUUCAACCACUUGAACCAACACGCGAUAUUCUCUGGCGUGUGAAAUCCGAUGAAGCUUUCCAAGACCAAUCUGGGUUGCCGGAACCCCUGAUCACCCUGAAAGCAUUCGAUGAACAUCUUAGCGUCCAACAUGUCAAGACCCCGUUUAAUUCAUUCUUCUCUUCCUGGGGUAGAGUGCUGAAGAGGAGAAAACGUUGCCCACACAGGGGGGCAACAAAUAUUCGGGUCAUUGCCUUAUGGACCGAAGGCCUCCCUGUCUAUGAUGCCUACGCCAUCGCAGAAGCGCUACGGUACAGCAAUGACGAACAGGAGCCGAGAAGACAGUUGAGCUACAUCAGCGAUGAGUGGCUGAUGGCGAAUGCUGACUGUGACUACACAGAGUCCGGGCGGGUCACUGCUGUGUUCGAUAGAUGCGGCGAGAAUCGAACGAUGGAAUUAUGGGGUCCCGGUAAGCAUCCUAAACCAGUGAAUGUAGCUGCUGGGAUGCUGGGAAUGCCAGGAGAGAUGUUAAGGGGGAAUCUUAAGAAUAUUGUGCAUAUGCGCACUGGUUUGACUGAGGAUAGCGCACAGUUCAUCUGUUUGGAAAGUUCUUCUUUGGAAGUAUAAGACAAUGGAUGACUAGCGAUGACAGUUAUGACUAUUUCAAACGAUCUGUCUGUCUAUCUGGUGGCUUCAUUGAGAUAGUGAACUGAUUUUGAACAUACUUGAUUUAACCGUACAAUCAUUCCAUCUCCAAAACAGG
Molecule: messenger RNA, 1192 nt
Organism: Eremomyces bilateralis CBS 781.70
Lineage: Eukaryota; Fungi; Ascomycota; Dothideomycetes; Eremomycetales; Eremomycetaceae
Exons: 1
Coding region: 274-1056 (260 amino acids)
Source: RefSeq, a predicted model, not a curated record